AUGUCCCGGUGGAACGCGUGGUGGGAAGUAAAGGUGGAAAGAGGAGGAAAAAAUUGUGUCUAUGAGUUCGAAUUAACGUAUGGGCCAGGAAUUGUGCAAAAACUUCGUGCUCACUUUUUGGAGCUCUCCAAAGAGCAGCCUGCAGUGGUAGCGCACGUACGUUCACCUCGUUUCAAAAGACUGAAAAUUGCUGAAAUUCGCCGGCGUAACAGCAGUAGUAGUGAUAAAUUCAACGACAGCAAUAACAACAGUCAAGACUUAAUUGCUUCAGGAUUCACGAAUAAACUGGCCGGAAAAGACAAGUCUCGUAGCAGUAGUAGCGCUUACAGUAACAUUCAAAAAGUUCCCGGUGUGCACGUCGGAAAGAUCACGAGUUUGGAUCAACCAAAUGGGAUCUAUAUUCAUCGUGCAGCAGCUAUUCGUACAGUUGCUAGAGCGAAUCGCAAAGUGAAGACAUUCGACUCGAUCCGGGAGAAAUUUGAGACAUGUUCCAACCGCUGUUCCAGUGUUCCGCACAAAAAGCGCGGUGCCACAGCGAUGAAACUGGGUGCUCCGAGCGGCACAGUCCGAGUGAUUGUAGAACUAACGCCAAACGAUGACGUUGUAUCAGUUCCUUUUAUAGUCAACCAGCCGCCCAUAUCACCUAAUGUCUCCUCAAUGCUUGAUGCGGAACAAGUGCAGAUGUCCGAAAGCCAUAUGGACAAACGUGUUUGUUUUUAA
Messenger RNA from Gongylonema pulchrum, 720 nucleotides. NCBI's taxonomy places the organism in Eukaryota, Metazoa, Nematoda, Chromadorea, Rhabditida, Gongylonematidae. The record is from the annotation of a GenBank genome assembly.